Messenger RNA from Synchiropus splendidus (mandarinfish), 5295 nucleotides. RefSeq names its product phosphatidylinositol-4-phosphate 5-kinase-like 1 (gene pip5kl1). Bases 3419 to 4894 code for a protein of 491 amino acids. Gene Ontology annotation, biological process: phosphatidylinositol metabolic process. Gene Ontology annotation, molecular function: phosphatidylinositol kinase activity. Lineage: Eukaryota; Metazoa; Chordata; Actinopteri; Syngnathiformes; Callionymidae. The transcript is spliced from 9 exons. The record is from RefSeq and is a predicted model, not a curated record.
AUUCUUCAUGUUUAUCAUCCUUUUGCAUCUGUUAGUGCAUUUUAGAGAAUGUUGCUGUUGCAUACAGUUCAGUGAUCCUGAUUUAGUGUAAGAUGGGCUCCCCACUGCAUUGCAGAUGGUCAUCACACAAAGCUCAAGAAACCUUUGAAGAGGUUUGUAAUAAUCCCUGACAAGGACAUUUGAUUCCUUCGUUUGACGCACCAGUGUUUAGAUUUUAUUGAAAGAGCACUAAGUCUUGUUCGCAUUGUCAAGCCAGGUACCAACAGUUGCCAGUGAUAAACCUCAUAACUGUGGUCCAGAAACCUUACUGCACCAAAAUUCAACCGACACACACCCCACAUGGUGUGGCUGCUUUCUCCUGGUUCAGAGUAGGAAUACUUCUGCAGAAGUUAAUGAGAAACAACAAAAACCUACACUUUUCAGUCACCUCCAUUCUCUGUUUGCUAAGAGGGAGGAAACCUGAAGCGUGAAGACUUUGUGGUAAGACAGUUAAACCCGCUUCACCACUGUGAGCCUUCUAGGGAGGUCAGGUUGUUGUUGUUCUAUUGGCUGGAUCAUAAGGAUGGAUCCAUCCAGCAGAUUCCAAUCUCUUAGUUCUAUGAGAUAAUUAGAUUUUGUUUAAUGCUCGCUCGUCAACUCCCAACAUUUUAGACAAGUAUGCCUCCAUAAACUUAAGCCUCCAUGACCACCACAGUCUCCUGUUGGACCUCACACUUCACUGAGUUGCUAGCCAUCUAUCAGUUCUGUAUCCACCACACUCCAUGUUUUAAUGUUUUUUUUGAUCCGUCUGUGCAGCUGCAAACAACUCAAAUAGUCAAAAUACUCAAAGUUCAUUAGUUAAAACCGCAGAAUUUCCAUUUAUCGAAGUCUGCAAGGCCACUGAGAGUUCAUGCUGACAUCAACAUUUCCAAAUUGCGUGGGGAGUUCUGUGCAUGUGGUGCAGCUCUGGUUGAUGCACUUUGUUAACUGGGUUUGGAAUUUCCAGCUACAUAUGAAAACAAACUAUUGGACUGAUAUUUCUUUCCAUGGCAGAGGAUGACUUCUUGUUGAUUCUUGUAAAAUAAAAUUAUAAUAUGUGCAGUGAGCUUAACUUACUCUUUACAACAAUACCAGACAAUACCAUGUUUGUCUUUUCCAAACAUCUGUCACAGACAGUUUUGUCAAAUACAGUUUACAAUGCCCAAAUUCGCACAUCUUUACAUGCCAUGUUUAAGUCUGUCACCACCUGUAUGUAAAAAUUACACCCAUUUUUUCCUGAUGUAGCAGAAAUCUUUAGCAAUGUUUUCUCAGAUUUAGCAAAUAUUUGUUACAUUUGAGACACUUCACUUUAAUAUCAUGUCCCAAAUGUUAAAUCAAAAUGUUACAUUUAAACCCAUAUAUUAAAUCUAAAUCUUAAAUCUCAGUUUUAAUGAUUUAGACAACUGCAAAUCCGAUUUUGAAAUGGCCACGUUGUGGCAGGCGUGCAAGCUGCACUUCAAGGUGCUGGCUUCAUUCCUCUGCAGGCAGCGUCACAGGUAGCUCACCUGGCAAAAUACCGCUUUCCAGUUGCUGUUGGGUGGCCAUUUCAAAAUCACAGACUUUCAGGUACGAGCCUGAUGGGUGGGCGGUCCGAGGAGCAGAAGGGACCGUCUAUAUCUUUAAAACUGAGAUUUAAGAUUUAGAUUUAACAUUUAGAGUUAUCAUUUGGAUUUAACAUAUAGAUUUAAAUGUAACAUUUAGAUAUGGAUUUAACAUAUAGAUUUAAAUGUAACAUUUAGAUUUAGAUUUAAUAUUUUGAUUUAGAUUUAACAUUUACAUUUAGCAUUUAGUUUUAACACUGAUGAAAAUUUGAACAGUGGGAUGUAACAUUAAAGUGUAAUGUCUCAAAUAUAACAAAUAUUUGUUAAAUCUGUAAAAACACUGCCUAAAUUUCUAGUAAAUCAGGAAACAUUUUUUUACAUUUGGCGCCCCAUAGCCCACAGCCACUGUUGGGUAUUAUUUACCAGUGAAAAGUACAUGAAACAGCAAACCUUUUCAAGAGUCUCUUGAAAAUGUUUGGACCAGCACAAAAAUGCUUCUUCAGAGGUUAGGCCGGAAAGAGUUUCAGUAUUUAAAAGUUUAGCAUCAAAUGGUUGUGUUUGAUGUAUUCUUCAUUGGUUAGCCCAUUAUUGGACAUUCUGUUAUGAACCUCUGAGCAAUAAACUGCUCACAGAAAUGUAAUGAAGGUUACGUUAUUUUCCACCAGUGGUCCAUUGCAUGAUCUUGUCCUGCUAGCGUGACAACAAAAGCCAGUUGCCUUCUCUGAGCUGAGUUUUUUCCACACCACCCUCAUUAUUAGGUCAUAUCCAAAGUUCAUCAUAAAUCUCCGGUGUGAUGUGUUUUCCGGGAUUUGUUUCACAAUCAGAUGCUGAGCUCUCGAGUUUCACUGGGAGUGAUUUGGUUAACGCAGACUGGUGCCUAGUAGUCCGGAAUCUAUUUUCAUUUUACCACAGUAGAAACCUCCCUGAGGAGACAGAAGCAGUCGAGUAGAGGCGUCAGCAAACCUGUCACAGUUCCAGCGAAAUCAUUCUGUGCUGGGAAUUCAGGGGCCAUGUCAGUAAAUACACACCUGCAGUGAAUCGGUGAGCAAAAUCAUCAUGAACCCAUGACCCAUGUGACGUUCGGCUGAACCAGAGUUGACGUACCAUCAUAUUAUCUGCAUAUUUCAGACACAUUUAUUAAAGAUCAACUUUUACACCUCAGUAUUCCACUGAAUGUUAAAUACUACACUUUCUGUUCACCUUUUGUUAUGCUUGACAACAGCCCCAGUUAAAUGGUUUUCUAUCAUUUUAGCAAUUACUCUUGGCUACUUUUAUCAUGGAUUUUGAUGAUAACCUGUUAUCUGAUGACCCAUCUGCUUGUUGAAGCUUGAAUGCCUUAUUUUCUGACAUGCCAUCUACGCAGUAAGACUUUGCAUACAGACAUGUUUGUUGAGUCUAUUUCAAACCCACUCACAGAGCCAAUGCUAACAACAUGGACUAAUAUGGUGCUGGAAACAGUCAAGCAUCAGACCACUCUGGCAGCACGACAUGACAUUACUAACUCACACGUCCAAAAGCUUGUUUACCCUCAUCAACUGUCCGGGGUGUAUAUAUGUGUGUGUGUGUUUUGCAGAAAUGAGAGACAACACACUAAAGCAAAUGAACACAUGUUAAUAUUUCGGAACCGUUUCCCUUCAUGGCACCUGCUGUGGAAAGUGCUGUGGAUUAUUUGCAGGGUCGGUUCAAGGUGACACAGAUGCAACUCCACUCAUGUUCCAUGCCCGGUGACGGCCUCGGGCUACCAUCAAUAUCAUUUUUGGCUUAUCGAUCAGGUCAAUCUACUCAGCGUGCGGACUGCGUUUGGCUUGGUGUUGAUUUGUGAAUCACAUCCACUCUGGUUGGAGGAAGAGCAUUGUGGCAUGAGCGAAGCACGGCCCAUGAAUUGUCUCUUUGUGUUGGUCGCCAUAGUAACCUAUAUCCUUUUGUGUCAGUCACUGGCCUCUCACUCCCCAUUUCACUGGGCCCUGGCAACCUUUCCUGCAAACACUGUAGCUUUUUUCCCCCCUGACUUGUGUGUUUCUAUGGCUCAGGUGGAGAUGUCUGUGACUGCAACCGGUGUCGGCGUCUCAACUGACCAUCAGGGCUCUGGCAAAACGAAGAGAAGGAGGUGGGGUGGUUUGAGGCAACGGUGGAAGCUUCUGGGCUUAUUUGAGAUCGAUCAGCAUCACGAGUUCUACGGCCUGACCUGCAUGAUGAAGGAGGGACUUGCUGCUGCCAUUCAAACCACCAUCGACAAUGAGCCCUCAGUUCAGAUGUCGGAUGGCGAUUUCAAAUCAGAAGUCACCCGGAAUCACGAGAACUUUACCAUGGACACCUUUGCAGGGCCAGUGUUUGCCAGUCUGCGUGGAACUUUAGGAAUCUCGGAGCAGGAAUAUCAGCAGUCUCUCUGUUCGGAAAACUGCUACCUGCAGUUUAUCAGCAACUCCAAGAGCAAGGCCGACUUCUUUCUGACAAAUGACAAACGCUUCUUCUUGAAGACACAAAACCAGAGGGAAGUUAAUUUCCUGUUGGGUAACUUGAAGCUCUACAUGGAACACUUGAAGACCUACCCCCAUUCCCUGCUGGUCAAGUUCCUCGGCGUUCACCGGAUCAAGAAAUAUUUCAUUGUGAUGCAAAGCGUCUUUUAUCCAGAUGAUCGAAUCAAUGAAAGGUAUGACAUCAAAGGGUGUGAGGUCAGUCGUUGGACAGCACCAGCGCCUGAGGGAAGUCCAAUUAUUGUGGUUCUCAAAGAUCUCAACUUUGAGGGCCAAUACAUCAAACUUGACAGACAGCGCUCCUGGUUGCUACAGCAGGUGGAGAUCGACACAAACCUCUUGAAGAGGCUCAAUGUUUUGGAUUACAGUCUCCUUCUUGCUCACCAGCCACUACAUAGUGAUGAGCGCAACUCCAGCCUCUCCUUUGCUAAUGUCAUCAUGAGAGCCAAGCGGUCAGUGAAUCCGGCGUGCGGCCCCUCUAAGGAUGUGGUCACAUCUGUUCCAGGAGCAGUUCAGGAAGAAAAUGCUGCUUCGUCAUGCGCUGAUGUUGAUUGUUCACAGAAGUCGCAAAUCCUGAGUCCAGAGAAGGCCAAACUGGGAGGUGGGCGAGGUGAAUCAUCAUGCUUCAAAGCCCAAAAUCUACGUCUCCUUCCCGACCUGAAAAACCCUCUGCAUGUUAUCGAUGGGCCAGAGCAGCGCUACUUCAUCGGGAUAAUUGACAUUUUUACAGUUUACAGCUUUAAGAAACGGUUAGAGCACUGGUGGAAGACACUGCGACACCUGGGUCGCACCUUCUCAACCGUCAGUCCUCCUGCUUAUAGGUUACGGCUCUGCCGGUGGGUGCAGGACCAUACUCUGUAGACCUCACUUUUCCCCCUCAAAAAUGACUACAUUGCAUUAAUAAAUCCUGCCGGUGACAACAAUCUUUGUUGUGUGGCGUCCUUCGUGCCAGCCAGUGUAGUGGGGUGUUUUCUUGGCGCAAUAUUUUUAAUUGUUCAUCCCACACUGUGUGAAAUGAGUAUCAGUGCAAUGAACAGCCAGCUCCCUGGGGGCCCCCCAGAAUACAGCUGGUUCUGUUUGUGGGGGAGUUUUGACAUUUAUUGAGUUGGCAACAAUAGAAACUGAAGUUUUUAAUCAGGUAACGUAACAUUUACACAACAAGUUCACUACCCACAGUCCUUUGCGACACAGCCCCCACCCAGCUGGAUUACAUGUCCCCAGUAAUCCAAGGAUCGACAUUAAAGGUGCUGAGGAAGCCACCG